AUGGCAGAUCCAAUAAGCACUGCUUCUGGGCUGCUAGCAUUGGCAGUGUUUGCUUUUCAAUCCAGCGCACAGCUCUACCAGCUGGUGCAAAGCUUUCAGAGCCAUCAGAGGGUUGUGCGUGAGCUUAGGGAAGAGCUCGAGGACCUGAAUGGGGUCUUACGAUCUCUUCAAGAGACCGCCGCCAGCACGGAUGCCGAUCUUACAGCGCUUAAGCUCCCUCUCCUCCGCUGCGGCAAGGCAUGUAAGGACUUCGAAGCGAUAAUUGUCAGAUGUACAGCCCACUCCAAUGGAUCUAGGACGAGUUUUAGAGACUGGGCAAAAUUAAAAUACAUGGGGGAUGACAUAGUUGGAUUUAAAACCAUGCUGGCAGGUUAUAAAUCUACUAUCUCUAUUGCGCUCGGUGACGCAAAUAUGCGUACGGCCGCGAUUACCGUCAACGUCCUCAAAGAAUACAAACAACUAAUCUCGAAUACGACCUCCGACCUCGAAGACCACCUCGAAAAUAUCAACUGCAAACUACAGACCAUCUCUUCACAAGGCGCGGGAAUUUCAAAUGAAGAUACCGCCGAGCGACAACAAUUACAGGAGGAAAGGGACAGCACUCAAAAAUGCCUUGAUAUCUGCGCCUAUGUCUUGACGCAAAUAGACCAACUUCAGCCUAACGCUUUCAUAAACAUCUCAGCAACAUAUCAAGUGCCCGUCACCACACUUAGUGGCCUUACUUCCGCUCAGCUAGUCACUUCCAAUACCUUUAAGGCGUGCAGAGAGAAACUCACCAAUACGGCCACUCAGCUUGAAAGACAGCUCCAAGAUAUCAACAAUCGACUACAAAAAUUCUCCUCGUCAUCAGUAAACAUAUCGAACGAACAAGCGGCUGACCAAGAAAGGUUGAAAGAAGAAAGGGACAGCAUCAAACAAAGCUUAGACAUUUGCACCGAGGCCUCUAAGCAAGCAAGCCAAGAACGAACCAAUGUCUUCGAAGAUAUUUCUAUGGCGGAUAAUGGCUAUCAAAUGCUCGUCUCAACGGUUGGGGACCUGAUAUCAGCAAAGCGCGUCACUAUUGGGUCCGGAUCGUUACAGGUGAUGGGGCAGAUGUCUGAUGAUUCUCUCCAGCAACUCUCACGUGAUCUCGGUUCUACUAGAAUUAGUCCGGCAUUUGAGAACCGCUAUGGAACGGGAUUCAAGCUCAGCUCACAAACCCCGAAGGACCUAGGAGCGACACAGAAGUAG
Mollisia scopiformis is the source of this 1230-nucleotide messenger RNA. RefSeq lists its product as uncharacterized. The coding region runs from base 1 to 1230 and encodes 409 amino acids. The record is from RefSeq and is a predicted model, not a curated record. The transcript has 3 exons. NCBI's taxonomy places the organism in Eukaryota, Fungi, Ascomycota, Leotiomycetes, Helotiales, Mollisiaceae.